Molecule: messenger RNA, 1965 nt
Organism: Nelumbo nucifera (sacred lotus)
Lineage: Eukaryota; Viridiplantae; Streptophyta; Magnoliopsida; Proteales; Nelumbonaceae
Product: serine/threonine-protein kinase SAPK10
Biological process (GO): protein phosphorylation
Cellular component (GO): nucleus
Molecular function (GO): ATP binding; protein serine/threonine kinase activity
Source: RefSeq, a predicted model, not a curated record
AUAUUAAUCCUUAUCGAUCGCCGAUCAGAAAAAUAUCUGCACUCUCCCUUUCCUCCCUUCUCUGGCGGGGUUUUUGAUAAUUGAUAAGUAAAAGCAGUUCACGAGUUCUCACCGUCUCUGCAACUCAUCUGUUUUUUCAGUUCGAAACCUAAAAAGAAAAAAAAAGGGGAAAAAAGCAAACCGGCGAAGUUGUUGAAGGUAAGUGAGCUUCACGGGCUUGACCUCUUCAUCAGUCUCUUUCUUCAACCAACAGGUUCUCGAUCGAUCGAGUGCAUCGGAUGAUCGAUCCCUUGCCACGUUUCAAAGCACUGUUUCCAUCGUGGUUAGGGUUUCCUAGCUGUUUCUUUUAGUUCGACAAUGUGAGCGAAGUUUCACCGGAGGAGAACUGAGAGUGAAGAUGGAUCGUUCGCAGAUCACCGUUGGUCCCGGCAUGGACAUGCCUAUAAUGCACGAUAGUGAUCGGUACGAACUCGUCAGAGAUAUUGGUUCGGGGAAUUUUGGCGUCGCGAGGUUAAUGAGGGAUAAGCAGACCAGAGAACUUGUCGCCGUAAAGUAUAUUGAGCGAGGCGAAAAGAUAGAUGAAAAUGUGCAAAGGGAGAUCAUUAACCACAGGUCACUUAGGCAUCCUAACAUUGUUAGGUUCAAAGAGGUCAUUUUAACACCGACCCAUCUGGCUAUUGUGAUGGAAUAUGCAUCUGGUGGAGAGCUGUUUGAGCGCAUAUGCAAUGCUGGCCGUUUCAGCGAGGAUGAGGCUCGCUUCUUUUUCCAGCAACUUAUUUCGGGAGUCAGCUAUUGUCACUCAAUGCAAGUAUGCCACCGAGACUUGAAGUUGGAAAACACGCUGUUGGAUGGAAGUCCAGCACCUCGCUUGAAGAUAUGUGAUUUUGGGUACUCCAAGUCAUCAGUUCUUCAUUCACAACCAAAAUCAACUGUUGGAACACCGGCAUAUAUUGCUCCUGAAGUAUUACUUAAGAAAGAGUAUGAUGGCAAGAUUGCAGAUGUGUGGUCAUGUGGAGUCACACUUUAUGUCAUGCUUGUGGGUGCAUACCCUUUUGAAGACCCUGAGGACCCCAAGAACUUCCGAAAGACAAUACAGCGAAUUUUGAGUGUUCAAUAUUCAAUCCCAGACUAUGUUCACAUUUCUCCCGAGUGUCGCCACCUGAUCUCAAGGAUUUUUGUUGCCAACCCAGGAACGAGAAUAACCAUUCCUGAGAUAAGGAACCAUGAAUGGUUUCUGAAGAACCUCCCUGCAGAUCUCAUGGAUGAGAAUACGAUGAACCAGUUUGAAGAGCCUGAUCAGCCCAUGCAAAGUAUUGAUGAAAUCAUGCAGAUCAUUACUGAAGCAACCAUACCUGCAGCUGGGACCGGUGGUCUGAACCAGUAUUUAACUGGCAGCUUGGACCUUGAUGAUGACAUGGAAGACCUGGAGACUGAUCCCGACCUUGAUGUUGAUAGCAGCGGGGAAAUAGUUUAUGCUAUGUAAUUGGGCAGUCUGUCUUGGGUGUGGCAUGGAUUGCUUCCAUGACCAUGACACAAUCACACAAGUUGAGUACACUCUUCUGGGUCUUAUGGCAUGCGAAGGUUUGAGGGAGAUGGGGAGGUUGACUAUUAUAUAGCUAGUGGGCGGUCUGGAGAGUGAGUCAAAACUUGAUUUGACUUACUAGCAGAGUCCCUCUGCCUACCAGAAUGACUUGUUCAUAAUACGCAGCUUGAUCCUGUCUGUAGGUCUGAAAAGAAUUUACGUUUAAUGCUUGCGAGGGUAGGUUUCAGGUUCUGAAAAUUCAAAGGUCGGAUGGGAACCAACCCUUGCCACUGGGUGCUGCCUGUUUAUUUAUUUAUGUAUUUUAGCGAUAUGCCCUCGUUUUUUGUUUUUUGGGCCACCUCAAAAGUGAUAUUUUUGUACUCUUAAAUUACACAGUUAAAACCAGUUACUGCAAAUGUGACGAGUGACGACUUGUGUUCUCA